Phytophthora infestans T30-4 is the source of this 783-nucleotide messenger RNA. Its product is annotated as DCN1-like protein. The coding region runs from base 34 to 783 and encodes 249 amino acids. Lineage: Eukaryota; Oomycota; Peronosporomycetes; Peronosporales; Peronosporaceae. Gene Ontology annotation, molecular function: ubiquitin conjugating enzyme binding; ubiquitin-like protein binding; cullin family protein binding. Gene Ontology annotation, biological process: protein neddylation; positive regulation of ubiquitin-protein transferase activity. The transcript has 6 exons. Gene Ontology annotation, cellular component: ubiquitin ligase complex. The record is from RefSeq and is a predicted model, not a curated record.
GCUCGAAAGCGCGCUGCGACGCUCUAAGCCGUCAUGGAUCUCUCGAGUAUGCGCGUCAAGGAGCUGGCAGAGAUCUGCCGCAAGUUCGGUCUACGCACGAGUGGACGCAAGGCGGAGCUGGUGGAGCGGAUAAAAUCCAACGCCACUUAUCAGGCAGACGUGGCGGCAAUGGCCAAAAUGGGGAUCAGCAAUGGACACAGCGGCAGCCACAGCGGCACCAAAAGGGGGUCGAGCAACACUUACACGAGUAGCAACAAGAAGCCGAGAAACGAGAAAGCUGAAGAAGCUGCAAUUGAUGCCGCAUUCGCUCGCUUCCAAGAUCCGGAAGCGGAGGAGGCUUCAAUUACCGACGAUGGCAUCCUGGCCUUGUGUGACGCACUGGAGAUCGAUGCUCAAGACCCAGUGAUGUUGGCGCUGAGCUGUGCAAUGGAGUCGGCGACCAUGGGCGUCUAUACGCGCUCCGAGUUCCACCGUGGGAUGCACAAGUUGGACUGCCAGUCGAUCGAAGUCCUGCGAGCGAAGCUCCCAGUUCUGCGGCAUCAAAUGCGAGAUCGUGCCGAGUUUUCCACUAUUUAUUCGUUCACGUUUGGGUUCUCGAAGGAUCCGACGCAGAAGAGCUUGGCGCUGGAAUUGGCUGUCGGGCUCUGGGACCUCUUACUGCCUGGCCAUUUCCCAUGGCGCCGUCAUUGGCUGCAAUAUGUUUGUGCUGGACUUUGGCCACCAAAUCAAUCCAGAUCUAAGCAACUACGACGAGAACGGAGCGUGGCCGGUGCUCCUGGAUGA